UUCUGUCUCAGACCAACACAGCUAUCAAGUACACCCCUGGAUCAAACAAAACACACAUGAUGGGCUGGCCAAUGAUAUGCAGAGACAACAUUGUGCAACACCCUGUCAGAAGCACAGCAACUCAAAGUGUUGGGUGUGCCCAGCUCGGUGGACCAUUGAUUACAUCUCCUGAGUGAUUCUGAAAUGGUAUCAGCACUGAGGUGUUUAAGUUUAUUGAAAUGGGGAAUAACUAGGCUGCAAGGUGAAUGCCUUGUCAUGUAUACAUCCCUUAUCUCUGUGCUGUUGUGUCUAGCUGCCAGACUGCUGUGCUUUGAUUACACUGAAUAAGUGCUGUGUCCAUACUAACUGAGAGAGCCUGGGGCUUCUCUGCGUGGGGGGGUUAAUUAACAGAAUAGUUAUUUUGGAGGAGCUCCAUCCUGAAGUAAUUAACAUGCUUUGAAGCGGAGGAAGUGUUUUUGAAUUAAAUCAUUAUUAGUCCAGAAUAGUUUUAGCUUUGUUGGAGAAUAUGGAUGAAUAUUCCAAGGACAUUAGGUACUGCCUCUAGCACAGCAGCUUUGCUGGAGGAUUACUGGCCCACAUUUGGCCAUUGCAACUGGCAUCCCAUUUUAAGGUCCUCAAAUGACUAUACCUGCUGCCACCACGGUAAAGGUCAGAUGCCAUGGUGAUGAGCACAACCCAAAUACACAGCGUUGCCUCCUCACCUUCAUGUCAUCAGGAAGCUGACAAAGAGGUUGGGCAAGAUUGCAAGGCCCAUCUGAGGUAUGGGGGAAGGAGGAAUGUAUGUCGAUACCCUGCAGAGCAGCUUGAGGUGGGAAUAUUUUGGGUCCCAUUAAACUGCCCUGAUAGGGCUUUAGUCAGUAUGCCCUGCCGGGCUGUGGCAUUCAUGCCUCUGUAGUUAUGGCUCAUGGCUGGUUCAGAAAUCUGGAUGGGAGGUGGAGGAGCCUUGCUGGGAACCUGCAGGUGCAGACAAGGGAUACUGCAGGGGGAACUGCCAGAGUCCUGGCUGGCAACAGCACCCUGAGGUCCAACUCCAGCCCCUGAGCCUGUGCUGCCUGAGGAAUGAGACCCCUCAGGCAUGCUACAAAGGAUCAGACACUGGAUGAUGGACUGUCAUUCCCCUCUCUGCUUUCCCCUAUAAGGUCUUUGAGGCAGGGCUGAUUCUCUUCUCUUUUGGUGCUGUGGCUGGCAUAGUAGGGCUCCACUUUGAGUUGGGGCCUGUAAUUGCUAUUGUAACACAAACAAUACCUAGCUCUUGUGUAUCACAUGUUGGGUCACUGCCAUUAUCCCCAUGUUACAGGUAGAAAAACUGAGGCACAGGGCAGUGAAGUGACUUGCUCAAGGCUGCUCAGCAGGUCCAUGGUGAAGUUGGGAAGAGAACCCAGGUCUUUUAAGUCUCUGUCUAGUGCUUUGCUCACUAAGCCCCACUGCCUUCUAAUGAUAACCCUGAGACUGGGCAACCCUUGGCUCAGCAUGUGCCACUCAGCAUGCUGGGAGGUGCGGAAGCAGAACAGCUCACAGUGGUGCUCCUUCAUCCACACCAACCCUGACUGCCAAAUUGAUGGUGGCUUCCUCGACUACCUGGAUGGGGUCUUCUGUGUCUUCCCCUCAACACUUCUACCGCUGGCUGUGACGCUCUAUGCAAUGUGGCUGCUGUAUCUCUUCAUCAUCCUUGGAGUGACAGCUGAGAAGUUCUUUUGCCCCAAUCUAUCGGCCAUCUCCACCAACUUGAGGCUGUCCCACAAUGUAGCUGGCGUCACUUUCCUGGCCUUUGGGAACGGCGCUCCAGAUGUCUUCAGUGCGGUGGUGGCCUUUUCUGACCCCAGGACUGCGGGGCUGGCAAUCGGGGCUCUCUUUGGUGCUGGCAUCUUCGUGACCACCGUGCUGGCUGGUGGGAUUGCCCUGGUGAAGCCCUUCACAGCAGCCUCCCGGCCGUUCCUCAGGGAUGCCAUCUUCUACAUGGUGGCCGUCUUUGUGACCUUCUUAGCACUUUACUUUGGGAGCAUUUCCCUGCCUUGGGCUCUUGGCUACCUUGGGCUGUACGUCUUCUACGUCUGCACCGUGGUGAUCUGCACCUGGAUCCACCGGAGACAAAGGGAAGGGUCAUCCACUUCCAGCUCCAGAGAACCAGAGCUUGUGACAGAGUCUGAAAAUGGAGGUUCCACCUCAAGUAUGAAUGGUGCAGAUUUUGGUGAAGAAUAUCGACCCCUGCUCCCACAUGAGGAGAAAACACUCCACAUCCUGACCAAAUCCCUGAAUACCCUGGAUUACAGAAAGUGGAGGAGGAAGCCCUGUUACUGGAGACUCUUUGAAGUUUUUAAGAUGCCAAUUGAGUUUGUGCUGCUGCUCACCGUUCCCAUCGUGGACCCUGACACAGAGGACCGGAACUGGAAGAGACCGCUCAACUGCCUGCAUCUGAUCACCAGUCCCCUGGUCUGCAUCCUCACACUGAAAUCUGGUGCCUACGGACUGUACAAAAUCCAGGGUGUCUUCCCCAUCUGGGGCAUGGUGAUCCUGAUUGGGGCUUUCCUGGCCCUUGUCGUCUUCUUCACAACAAAGAACAGGGAACCACCCAAGUACCACUGUCUCUUUGCCUUCCUGGGUUUCUUGGCCAGUGCCAUGUGGAUUAAAGCUGCUGCCACUGAGGUAGUCAACAUCCUACGGACCUUGGGUGUGAUCUUCCAGCUGAGCAACACUGUGCUGGGCCUGACGCUGCUGGCCUGGGGGAACAGCAUCGGUGACACAUUCUCAGACCUCACCAUGGCACGGCAAGGAUAUCCCCGUAUGGCUUUCUCUGCCUGCUUUGGGGGCAUCAUCUUCAAUAUCCUGGUUGGAGUGGGGUUGGGCUGCUUACUGCAGAUGACAAGCAGCCAGUCUGUGGUAAAGCUGGAGCCAGAUGGCCUUUUAAUGUGGAUCCUGGCUGGGGCACUGGGGCUUAGCGUAGUAUUUUCCUUUGUGUCAGUGCCAGCACAGUGCUUCCACCUGGGCAAAGCGUACGGCAUCUGCCUCCUCAUCUACUACCUGGCUUUCCUCACGGUGGCUUUGCUGACAGAAUUCAAGGUGAUUGAGCUUACCACCCUCUGAAAGCAGUGCUGCAAGAGGAUGUCCAGCCACUUGAUACCACCUAUGGUGAGGAGCUUGGGAUGGGUUUCAGAGCUCGCAGGUCUCAGACCGAGUUGCUAGUCAUGAAGAAGCAAGACCUGGAGGUGGGAAAGUCCAGUCCUCGUGCCGCCAUUGUGGGAUGCUCAACUGCCAGGUGACUUUCGACGUUCCCUGGCUGGACCCAUUCAGUUCCUUCUCCAAAUCACUGAAGGACACCCCACCCAAAGGGGACUCAGACCAAGUAACCCAUCUUCCUUGUGAACACACCACCAAAACUAGCAUUCAUUUUUCUAUCCUGAAGGCAUUAUGACAAUCUGAAUUUACUGCUAAGAUGUAGCACACUUUGGAUGUUAAGCUGGAAAUGACCCUUCCACCCCAGGGAACUAGAAGCUGACUCAGCACGGGAAAAACAAAACAGUGCUGCUCAAUCCACACAUCCUCCAGCUCAGGGGCUGCCCAACCAAAUGAGAACCGGGAGCCACCUGUCAAGCCAUCCUGCUGGCACUCCACAGUCAGUAUUAAUUGUUCCCAUUCAUUUUUUAUGGAAAGGGAUUGGUCAGAAUAGGAACCAUUUUUAAAGAGACUGUUUUAAAAGGAAGGUUUUGAACAGGGAUCAUUUUAAGUGACUGCGGUCCUCAGAGGAAUUUUGCAGCUGCACAGAAAGGACUUUUACACACGAAAAUUCCGUUUUUAUAGUUUUUUAUUCCUUCCACUGAUUUUAUUUCCUCCUUCCCUUUAAUACCUCUCACCCCAGCUUCCCCUGUGGAGAAUAAAGCAAUCAGCAUUCACUUCACAAUCAUGCAAACUUGUGAAAUAACGGUUUCAGUGCAACUUUGGGCAUGUUUGCACUACACAAAGGGUAUGUUCUUAACUUGGGUUAAAACAGCAGCAAAGAAAGUAAUGUGGAAUUAGCCACUUGAGUUCCCAUUCAGGAUCCCCAGUAUGUCAAUGUGAAUAUUUUCUCUAUGGGGAAAUACUUGGUACUCUAUUGGUUUACACACACAACCUUUUUGCCUUUGGAAUCCUAGGCUCAGAUGCUGUACGAAAAAGUCAAAUAAACACAGGUCAGUGAUCUUUACCUGGUGUCCAGUGCUAAUGCAACACAGAGCACAAUGGAUUCUUGGUCCAUGACAGGGGCCUUCUAGCAGUCACCGCAAUACAAAUAAUACUGAGUAAAGAUUGUUCGUCCAU
This is a messenger RNA of Gavialis gangeticus (Gharial), 4290 nucleotides long. RefSeq names its product solute carrier family 8 member B1 (gene SLC8B1). The coding region runs from base 1264 to 3081 and encodes 605 amino acids. Gene Ontology annotation, molecular function: calcium:sodium antiporter activity. Gene Ontology annotation, biological process: intracellular calcium ion homeostasis; calcium export from the mitochondrion. The transcript is spliced from 15 exons. NCBI's taxonomy places the organism in Eukaryota, Metazoa, Chordata, Crocodylia, Gavialidae. Gene Ontology annotation, cellular component: membrane. The record is from RefSeq and is a predicted model, not a curated record.